GAAGCCAUUUCUGUUUGUUUCGAGGGAUGGGAAGAGAGUCCUUGUGGCCAGUCAGACUGGUGUAGUGUUCCUUUGGGAAAGUAUGGAAGAGCAAGACUUGACCUCUGUACCGGAGACUCGGCUCAGCGGCACCUGGGCUCAGGUGAUGGUUGAUGAGAAAGUCAAACUUCCCCAAGCUGACGAUAAGGAGAGCACAGUCCAUGCUGUCUUUCACACUGAUGAGGUGCUGGGGGAUUGCUGCUUCUGUUCCUUUGUCUUUACAUCUGGAGAGGUCCUGGUGCUGACCACACUGAGAAUGAAAUGGUUUGAACAAGUGGAGAAGUGCAUGAGUGCCGUCCCAUUCCGCGCCCAGUGGGUAACACAAACACAUUCACUCGGAGCUUUGAGCCCAGUCUGUAAUGGAUUGAAAUCAAGAGGAGCACUGUUAGCAGCUUUCUCCAGGGACAGCCUGCUUCUUGCAGUCGUCAUCAAUCAGAAUGAUCCCAAGGCCACCCAGGUGCUGUUUGUGAACCCACUGAAUGAUGUGACAGUAUCUAGCAGUCUGCGAGGCUGUGGCAGCAAAGGGCAGCCUGUGCCAGUCAGGUUUCUCAGAUCUUAUUGGGUUGGUGCGGUGAGCUGGACACAUGAUGGCCUCUUCCUGGCAUGUAUGCUGAAACGUGGGGCCUUGCUGUUACUGUCCCGGCUCGGCGAGCUGCUAUCCAUCACCACAUUUGGCUGCUCCGUGGAGUUUGGGCCAGCAGAGUACAUCCCACUCCAUCCCUUAAUCACCUACAGACCACCUCAGUCCCUGCUUCUGAGCGUCAAACAUACAGGUUCUGAUGGCUCUCCCACCUCUGAAGAUGACCUAAUGAGUCAGUGGUUUUCCCUGGCAGCCCACCCUCGUUUACCCUACCUCAUUGUAUCUGAUGGUUACAUGUUUACCCUGCUGCGUUUUGCAGCGAAUUAUUCUGCAUCGUCUGUUUUAAAGACCCUUCUUCUGGAGGUGACUCAAGAUCUGAAUGAUGUGCGACACUCACUAAUGAACUCUGAGCGUAACGAUGUGAAGCACUGUUUACAGCCCAUGUCAUCCCUAAAAGGAAGUUUUCUGCAGGAAUGGGAAAUGCAAGAGCCUGGAUCAUGGAUGUCCCCCUCAUUCUUACAGGAUGAGACACCAACAAGUGGUCAGCGACCUCCUUUUGGCAUCACAACAGUGCUGGCUCUAUUCCAGAGUGCCCUGGAAUCAAACUUUGAGUGGAUUGCCAAGUAUCCAGUGUAA
Molecule: messenger RNA, 1255 nt
Organism: Chiloscyllium plagiosum (whitespotted bambooshark)
Lineage: Eukaryota; Metazoa; Chordata; Chondrichthyes; Orectolobiformes; Hemiscylliidae
Source: RefSeq, a predicted model, not a curated record